This is a messenger RNA of Lontra canadensis (Northern American river otter), 1430 nucleotides long. It is a transcript of the gene HSPBP1, whose product is annotated as HSPA (Hsp70) binding protein 1. The record is from RefSeq and is a predicted model, not a curated record. Bases 1 to 1209 code for a protein of 402 amino acids. The transcript has 7 exons. NCBI's taxonomy places the organism in Eukaryota, Metazoa, Chordata, Mammalia, Carnivora, Mustelidae.
AUGGGGGGCCUCGGAACUCCCCUGAAACGUCACCUUCUCAGCAGACCCCCAGGAGUCGACCCGUCAGGACGCCAGAGCUACCUCAGCGGUGACCACCCCCUACCCCAAACACAUUCUUCCCUUCACAAACCGCCCAUGGCGGACCAAGGCUCGGGGGGCAGCCGCCUCCCCCUGGCGCUGCCCUCAGCCUCCCAGGGCUGCUCAUCGGGGGGCGGCGGCUCCUCGGCGGGGAACUCGGGCCAUCCUCCGCCCCCGCGAAACCUCCAAGGCCUGCUGCAGAUGGCUAUCAUGGCGGGCUCUGAGGAGCCAGACCCCCCUCCAGAACCCAUGAGUGAGGAGAGGCGUCAGUGGCUGCAGGAGGCUAUGUCAGCCGCCUUCCGGGGCCAGCGGGAGGAAGUCGAGCAGAUGAAGAGCUGCCUUCGAGUGCUGUCCCAGCCUACACCCUCCUUGGCUGCUGAGGCUGAGCUGGCCUCUGACCAGCAGGAACGAGAGGGGGCCCUGGAGCUGCUGGCCGACCUGUGUGAAAACAUGGACAACGCUGCAGACUUCUGCCAGCUGUCGGGCAUGCAUCUGCUGGUGGGCCGGUACCUGGAGGCGGGGCCCGCGGGGCUGCGGUGGCGGGCGGCGCAGCUCAUCGGCACGUGCAGCCAGAACGUGGCGGCCAUCCAGGAGCAGGUGCUAGGCCUGGGCGCCCUGCGCAAGUUGCUGCGGCUGCUUGACCGGGACGCCUGCGACCUGGUGCGUGUGAAGGCCCUCUUCGCCAUCUCCUGCCUGGUCCGGGAGCAGGAGGCUGGGCUGCUGCAGUUCCUUCGCCUGGAUGGCUUCUCCGUCUUGAUGCGGGCCAUGCAGCAGCAGGUGCAAAAGCUCAAGGUCAAGUCGGCGUUCCUGCUGCAGAACCUGCUGGUGGGCCACCCCGAACACAAAGGGACCCUGUGCUCCAUGGGGAUGGUCCAGCAGCUGGUGGCCCUGAUCCGGACAGAACACAGCCCCUUCCAUGAGCAUGUGCUUGGAGCCCUGUGCAGCCUGGUGACAGACUUCCCCCAGGGCGUGCGGGAGUGCCGGGAGCCCGAGCUGGGCCUGGAGGAGCUCCUCCGUCACCGUUGCCGGCUGCUGCAGCAGCACGAGGAAUACCAGGAGGAGCUGGAGUUCUGCGAAAAGCUGCUGCAGACCUGUUUCUCCAGCCCAACGGAUGACAGCAUGGAUCGGUGAGCCCAGCGGCUUAUCACCCCUCUCCGUGGGAAGCUCAGGCAUCCUGCCUCCCCGGGGGAGCAGGGCCUUGUGGGUGCGCGGCCAGGGCAUGCCAGCCCGUCUCUGCUCAGCCCUUGGAAGGGGCGCGGGGGAAGGUGCCGGCUCCCUGGAUCCCGGCCCUCCCUGUGUUCUCCCUUCUGUGUCCACACUGUUCUUCUAAUAAAGGUGUUUCUCCUCCUCCA